ACUGACUUCACUUCUGUCGCCAAUUUGUCCCAUCAUUCCAAAUUCCUUGCAAGGAUUUAAAACACCGAAAACCAUUUUUAUUUGCCAUCCCUGUUUGCAAUGAUACUGACAAGAAUAAUAUAAUAGUAAUACAAUAAUAAUAAAUUUUUGGGGGAGCGGAAGACUGGGUGUGGCGGUGCCACAGGUAUCUUUGGUGGCACCUUUUAUUUGAACACACUGCAAAGACUUCACUACAAAUAAAACGUGAGUUAAAGAAUAUCUCUGCAUGCUGCGCACCUGAUCGGGACCCAAUCUGGGACAAUCUGCGGGUGGUUUGCGAGUUCAUGCUAUCUUUUUGGUCCGGUUACCUCAAACGGUUCAGCCUCAAUCAAAACGAGUAUGCUUCUGCCAAUCUUAACUGUGGGUUGUAUUAUUGCAGUGCCAUGGAAAAGCCAAAUGACCCAGAGGUCAAGCUCAAGGCAAGCAAGGGAAGCACCACACCCGGACCUGUCAUUGUGGCCAGAGGACAGUGGUCAAAUAAAAGAGAGUUUCUCCUCGCAGUUGCUGGAGAAAUCAUUGGACUUGGAAAUGUAUGGCGGUUUCCUUACCUGUGCUACAAAAAUGGAGGCGGGGUGUUCUUGAUCCCUUAUGUAGUCUUCCUUUUUGCAUGUGGCAUCCCUCUAUUUCUGCUGGAGAUCGCUCUCGGCCAGUACACCAAACAGGGCGCCAUUACCUGCUGGAAGCAAAUCUGUCCCCUCUUCGGAGGGAUUGGUUAUGGAACUCUGGUUGUAGUCCUAUAUUUCAGCAUCUAUUACAUCAUCAUAUUGGUGUGGGCAUUUGUGUACCUCAUCUCCUCCUUCACCGCUCAGCUUCCAUGGGCAAGCUGCAGAAACAGCUGGAACAUAGAGACGUGUGUGGAGUUAAAUGAAACACGUGUUCUCAACUGGACUGUGACAGAAAACGCGACAUCCCCUGUGAGGGAGUUUUGGGAGAGAAGAGUACUGAACCUGACGGGAAGUGCCCACGAGAUGGGUAAUGUUCGAUGGGAGUUGGCUUUGUUUCUUCUUUUUUCUUGGAUCAUCUGUUACUUUUGUGUGUGGAAAGGAGUGAAGUCCACAGGAAAGGUUGUUUAUUUUACGGCCACUUUUCCGUACUUGAUGUUGGCCGUGCUGCUUGUCCGUGGGCUGACGCUGCCCGGGGCCAUAGAUGGCAUCAAAUUUUACCUCUACCCCGAGCCAUCCCGCCUGGCUGAUCCGCAGGUCUGGAUGGAUGCCGGCACGCAAAUAUUUUAUUCUUAUGCUCUUUGCAUCGGUUGUUUGACGGCGCUUGGAAGCUAUAACAAGUACGACAAUAACUGCUACAAAGAUUGCAUCUAUUUGAGCCUGCUGAACAGCGGGACCAGUUUCGUGGCAGGUUUUGCCAUCUUUUCAGUUCUUGGAUUCAUGGCUUAUGAGCAGAACACGGACAUAUCCAAAGUAGCAGAAUCAGGUCCCGGCCUGGCCUUCAUCGCUUACCCACGAGCUGUGGCCAUGAUGCCGUUUCCACAGAUUUGGGCCAUUUUCUUUUUCAUCAUGAUCAUCCUGCUUGGAUUGGACAGUGAGUUUGUUCUGAUGGAAGCUCUUGCGACUGGAAUUUGCGACAUGAAACCUUCCGUCUUCUAUGUUGGCCAUCGACGCAAACUACUUCUUCUCCUCAUCACUGUUGUGUGUUUCUUCAUUGGCCUCUCCAUGGUCACUGAAGGUGGAUUAUACAUCUUUCAGUUGUUUGACUACUAUUCCUGCAGCGGGAUGUCUCUGCUUCUCUUUGCCACAUUUCAGUCCGUGUGUAUUGGGUGGGCUUAUGGAGCAGAUCGUUUCUAUGACAACAUUGAGGACAUGAUUGGAUACAGGACUUUACCGCUGAUUAAACACGUCUUGAAAUAUGUCACUCCAGUCAUCUGCAUGGUAAGUAAGCAUACAUCCAACUAUUCAUUAUCUGAAGCGCUUAUUCUCACGAAGGUCACUGGCAGAUGACUUGGGGCAAUAGGCGGUUUUGCCUAAAACUGUU
Messenger RNA from Syngnathus acus (greater pipefish), 2025 nucleotides. RefSeq names its product sodium- and chloride-dependent GABA transporter 2-like. The record is from RefSeq and is a predicted model, not a curated record. The transcript is spliced from 13 exons. Bases 324 to 1991 code for a protein of 555 amino acids. NCBI's taxonomy places the organism in Eukaryota, Metazoa, Chordata, Actinopteri, Syngnathiformes, Syngnathidae. Gene Ontology annotation, biological process: sodium ion transmembrane transport. Gene Ontology annotation, cellular component: membrane.